AUGAAUAAUAUGGAUGACACAGGGCCUCCUAACAAGCGACCCAAGUAUGAUCAUAGCCCACAUAAACCUGGUUAUAGCUCUCCUGGUUCGUCAAGAGCAGCUAACUUUGAGGAGUUAAAAAUUACUCGGAGGGCACUACCAAUUUACCCAGCGAGGCAGAAAAUUAUCACCGAAAUUCGAAGACUGCCUUCUGCCAUUGUUAUAGGAGAAACUGGAAGUGGUAAAACAACACAGAUACCUCAGUACUUACUAGAGGCGGGUUUGAAUCAUGGAGAUGUUAUAGCCAUUACACAGCCUCGACGUGUCGCAGCAAUAUCUGUGGCUGGUAGAGUUGCUCAAGAAAGAAAUACUGCACUUGGCACUGUUGUUGGCUACUGUGUCAGAUUUGAAGAUGUCACAUCUCCUGCAACAAAACUGAAGUUUAUGAGUGACGGAAUGUUGCUUCGAGAGGCCAUCUUGGAUCCAACACUCACUCGCUACUCAAUUGUUAUACUUGAUGAAGCCCAUGAGAGAACAAUUCACACUGAUGUCUUGUUUGGUGUGGUCAAAGCGGCUCAGAGACGUAGAUUAAAAACUGGUCUGAAACUGCUGAAGAUUAUUGUGAUGUCUGCAACAAUGGACGUGGACCAUUUCUCAAGCUACUUCAAUAAGGCACCAGUUUUAUACCUGGAGGGAAGGCAGUAUCCAAUCCAGGUAAUGUAUGCAAAGGAACCACAGAGUGACUACUUGUUUGCUUCUUUGGUGACAUUCUUCCAGAUACACAAGGAGGCCCCAGCAGGAGAGGAUGUUCUUAUAUUUCUGACUGGUCAAGAAGAAAUUGAAUCAGCGGUGAGAACUAUUCGUGACCUGGCUCGUGACUUACGAGAUGUGCCUCAGCUGUUGGUGUUACCACUGUAUGCAGCCCUUCCAUCUCAAACUCAGAUUAAAGUAUUUUCAAAGACACCUAAGGGUUAUCGCAAAGUUGUAGUCUCAACAAAUAUAGCAGAGACAUCCAUCACUAUCCAAGGUAUUAAAUAUGUCAUUGACAGUGGAAUGGUCAAGGCAAAAAUGUAUAACCCUCACACUGGCCUAGAUCUUCUGAAAGUGGUAACUGCAUCAAAGGCUCAGGUAUUGCAGAGGACAGGGCGAGCUGGCCGAGAAGCUCCUGGGGUGUGCUACCGGCUGUUUACUGAAGCAGAGUUUGAUAAACUGAGUCCAAACACUGUACCAGAGAUUCAGAGGUGCAACUUGUCUAGUGUUGUGUUACAGCUUAUGGCUCUAGGUAUUUCUGAUGUAUUAACUUUUGACUUCAUGGAUAAGCCAUCUCCUGAGUCCAUAAAGGCAGCAUUAGAGGAACUUGUGUUGCUGGGGGCCCUAGAGAGACAAGACAAAUCUGAUAUACUAAAGCUAACACCUUUGGGUAAACAAAUGUCAGCUUUUCCAUUGGAUCCCAGAUUUGCAAAAACUAUUCUGUUGGCUAAAGAGUAUGGGUGUUUGGAGGAAAUCCUCAGCAUCAUUUCAGUACUGUCUGUGGAUAAUGUUCUUGUGAGCCAGUCAAGCAAGAGAAAAGAGAGUUUAGAGGCACGCCAGAAGUUUAUGUCUAGUGAUGGUGAUCACAUUACACUUCUAAAUAUUUAUCGUGGCUACAAAUCUGUAAAUGGCAACAAGAGCUGGUGCUUUGAGAAUUUUAUUAAUGCACGCAACAUGCAAACUGCCUUGGAAGUGAGGAAACAGCUUCGUGAGAUUUGUGAACGCAACUCCAUGACAUUUUCCUCAUGUGGGAAGGACACUUCUGCCAUUAG
This is a messenger RNA of Candidula unifasciata, 1781 nucleotides long. Lineage: Eukaryota; Metazoa; Mollusca; Gastropoda; Stylommatophora; Geomitridae. The record is from the annotation of a GenBank genome assembly.